CACACACACACACAACUCACACACACAAACACACACUCUGGUGCUUGGUAUUUGGCUGAGAGAUAGAUCUUUUCUGUCAGAGGACCACAGUGCAGAGGAGGCUGUUAGUUUCUCAAACUGAGCUCCACGAGAGGAAUGAGGGACAGGGAGACGGAGCCAUGCCCAGCAGGAGCGCUGCUCUUUGGAGGAGAACGCACCUUCGUCUGACCUCAAGAGAAAAGGAAUCUGUGAUGGUUUUUCUGUAGAGAAACUUGUUAACUUUGGCACUUUUUCAUGAUGUCAAUGGAACGGAGGGCACUGCUUGAACAAAAGCAACGGAGGAAGCGUCAGGAACCCCUCAUGGUCCAACCCAACACAGAGGCUCGGCCCCGACGCUCCAGGACACGGCGGGGUGAGGAGCAGGCCCCGCUGGUGGAGUCUCACCUCAGCGUCACCAACGAUGUCAUCAUGGAUGGUAUCGAUGGCCCAGCAGCUUUCCUGGGUUCAGAAGCCUCCGAUCUGGGAACCAAAAUCCAAAUUCUGCCAGUGAGCCAGUCCCAGUCCCCCAAGUCUCAGUUCAAACCUCAAUCUCAGCCCCAGAGUCCCGCUGCUGAGGAGCCGGAGAGAGACGGAGACACUGAGACGCUGCUGGAGCCCAAGACAGACAUCCACGAACUGCUGCAGAAACAAGGCCUGUGUGGAAGCAUGAACUUCGAUGAAGCCAGUGACCACGAGGAAGACGUGGACGAAGAACGGACGCGCUCGCUGUCCCCUCACACGGACGCCAACAGGCCCGCCUCAGCCGCGAGUGGAAAGGACAUUCCAGAGGUGGGAACGCCCGGAUCCCCCACAGCAGACUGCUUACUAGCAGAUGUGGCUAAUCUGGAGGAGUUCGUCCUGCGCCCCGCACCACGAGGCGUCACAGUUAAAUGUCGAAUCACCCGGGACAAGAAGGGUAUGGACCGCGGCCUCUACCCCACCUACUUCAUGCACAUGGAGAGAGAGGACGGCAAGAGGGUGUUUUUGCUGGCAGGAAGAAAGAGAAAGAAGAGUAAAACAUCCAACUACCUUAUUUCAGUGGAUGCCACCGAUCUGUCACGAGAGGGAGAGAGCUUCAUCGGUAAACUGAGGUCCAACCUCAUGGGCACCAAAUUCACAGUGUACGACAACGGCACCAAUCCCUGCAAAAACCCCGGGGCCUUGCUGGAGGAAAGCAACACUCGACAGGAGCUGGCCGCCAUCUGCUAUGAAACCAACGUGCUGGGAUUCAAAGGACCACGCAAAAUGACCGUAAUCAUCCCCGGCAUGAACAUGAACUAUGAGAGAGUCCCUGUGAGGCCUCAAAAUGAGCAGGAGAGCCUCCUGAGCAGGUGGCAGAAUCAUUCACUGGAAAACCUGAUCGAGCUGCACAACAAGGCUCCCGUGUGGAACGAUGACACCCAGUCUUAUGUGCUGAAUUUCCACGGACGCGUAACUCAAGCUUCAGUCAAAAACUUUCAAAUAGUUCACGACAAUGACCCCGACUACAUCGUCAUGCAGUUCGGCCGAGUGGCUGAAGACAUCUUCACCCUGGACUACAACUAUCCCAUGUGCGCUCUCCAAGCCUUCGCCAUCGGCCUGUCGAGCUUCGACAGCAAGUUGGCCUGUGAAUAGCCGCGCAGCUACCUGAUCUUUUGGUUCCUGCGUGGCAGUUGUUGUUUUCUUCUUUUUCCCUCAAGGCAGGGGUUUACAAGGGUUGUUUCAAUAUCAGUUUACCCAACUGUGUACAGUAGAUGUACACAAGUAUACAGACUGAAAAAAGGGAAAUGCAAAACCCAUGAUCCAUCUGUGCUGGAGACAGGUGCUCUUAGAAGACACCAAGUGCAAAAAGAACUGGCGUCAUAUUAGGGACCCUCUUUGAAGAUAUGUGUAAUGGUCACAUAUUUUCUUUUGCUUCUGUUGCCUCUGAAUUUAAUUUCACUCAGUGUUUUAUGGUCACACUAGCAAGUGUAGCUCUGAGAAGUCAGGCUACAAAGCAUAAACCGUUCUGGAUUGACAUGGCCUUUCCUGUGGCGCCACCUGCAGGCCAAAUGUUAGAAUUAAAAGUACAGAGAAGUGCUUUUUUUUAACCCAUGCAUCAGUCUGUUCUGUUAAGGGCAUCACAGUCUCUACGCUAGUGUGACUAUUUUUUUUACUUUUAACCUUGUUUACAUGUUAAAACGUUGCUGUAUGGUUUAACCUGCCAUCUACUAAUUUUGACAUUAUUCUUUCUUGUUGUCAUGUUUCUUUGUUCCUUGUGUGGAAGCUGCAUUAUUCAGCCUGUCUUCUUACGGCUUUUGUGUUUUUUUGUGAAUAAGUGUAAUUUUUAUCAUGUGACUGUGAUUUUCUUUUUUUUUUUGCUUCGUCUUAGCAACUUCAAUUAUCGUCACAAAGAAAACAUACAAGCAGAAUUGCACAUUUUAAAAAGAAAGAAUAUACAUGCUGUAUAUAAAAAUACAAGACAAUGCCUUAUUAUUUGAGCUCCUCUGGCAGUCUUUAAACAACAUUAAAUAUGAAAUGUCACUACAAGACUUCAAGAUGAUUGAGUGUUCAUAUUCGACACAGAGCUGAUAUUUUCUUGGAUACACAGAUACAAAAGUCAUCCAGGAUUUUUAUGUUUUUAUAGGGGAAAAAAUCCAUCUACAAGGAGUAUUGAAAAUGUGACAUUAAUGAGCUCAGAUGAAGUUAGAGCCAAUUUUGUACUACUCACGUUUUUGCAAAAUUACCUCCAAUUCCUCCCUUUUUAUUAGUUUUAUUUAUAAGGGAAUGAUUAAUCAAUAAGGGAUAGAGUCCUGUAAGUAGAUUUUUGUCUUUAAAAACUGUCCCUAAUAUGUUGUCCAUUCAGUGUAGUGUAUGUUUGUGACAGAAAACACAACAAAGAACAUCUUUCUCAUAUUUUCACUAUUGCGACAGAGCCAGCAGUUACUUUAAUACAGAUCAAGGAUGGACUUUUACUGCUAUAUGAGGUUGUUCUUUAGUGCUCAAAAUGUCCUAUCAGAACCUUAGAUCUGCUGAAGUCCUCUUCUACACACAAACUACUCAGUUUGUUUAAAGAUGUUCUUGUUACAAAUAGUUAAAAAAA
Molecule: messenger RNA, 3079 nt
Organism: Stegastes partitus (bicolor damselfish)
Lineage: Eukaryota; Metazoa; Chordata; Actinopteri; Pomacentridae
Gene: tulp3
Product: TUB like protein 3
Exons: 10
Coding region: 274-1632 (452 amino acids)
Biological process (GO): protein localization to cilium
Cellular component (GO): cilium
Source: RefSeq, a predicted model, not a curated record